Molecule: messenger RNA, 2333 nt
Organism: Zea mays
Lineage: Eukaryota; Viridiplantae; Streptophyta; Magnoliopsida; Poales; Poaceae
Product: vacuolar protein 8
Exons: 1
Coding region: 444-2114 (556 amino acids)
Molecular function (GO): protein binding
Source: RefSeq, a predicted model, not a curated record
CAUUCCACCCAACAGGGAUCGAGAUCGCCAUGGAAAUUGUUUCUAGGACGAAAGCCAUGUAGGCUCAUGGUUACCGGUAUCUUUGCACGCUGCUGAUGGCGAAAUGCAACCACCACUAUAGAGGAGGCUCCUGGUUGUUGUUCUUGACUGCUUGGAUCGAGUAGAAUAAUAAAGACAGCAGGGGAUGAUUCCUUCCCCCUGCCGCUGCAUGCUCGUUUCUUCUCUAGUGUUUGUUCCCUUGUUUCUUUUCCCAGUACUGCUCCUUUGUUCGCUUCCUAUCCUUCCUCCUCCUCCCCGCCUCCCGAGUCCCGUCCCUCUGCGGAUUUAGCUCCCACCCAGUGGCUCAGCUCAACUCGGACCACUGAGCUCUGACCACUAACUCAACCACUCCAGAUCACGGCGGGCACUGGUGCAGCAAUAGCAACCGGGUCCAAGUCCAAGAAAUGAGCUCGCGGGGUCCCGACCCGGCGCCGCCCGGGGAGGAGCAGGAGACGGCGGAGGAGCUGCUGGAGCGCGUCCGGGGCAUGGUGCCGGCGGCGGCGGCCGCAGCGCGGGCGGCGGGCGGGUUCCCGGGCCGGUGGAAGGCGAUCGCCGCGAAGCUGGACGCGCUGCCGGCGUGCCUGUCCGACCUGUCCAGCCACCCUUGCUUCGCCAGGAACUCGCUGUGCCGGGAGCUGCUGCAGUCGGUGGCCGCCACGCUGGCCGACGCGGCCGAGCUCGCGGCGCGGUGCCGGGAGCCGCCGGCGGACGGGAAGCUGAGGGCGCAGAGCGCCGUCGACGCGCUCUCCGGGAGGCUCGACCUCGGCCUCCGGGACUGCGCGCUGCUCGUCAAGACCGGCGUCCUGUCGGACGCCGCCGGCCCGUCACCGCCGCCGGAGGAGGCGCCCGACGUCCGGGAGCUGCUCGCGCGGCUGCAGAUCGGGCACGCCGAGGCCAGGGGCCGGGCCGUGGACGCGCUGCUGGACGCGCUGCGCAGGGACGAGCGGGGCGUGCUGGCGGCGCUCGGCCGCGCCAGCGUCGCCGCGCUGGUGCAGCUGCUCACGGCGUCGGCGCCCGCGGUCCGGGAGAAGGCCGCCACGGCCGUGUGCCAGGUCGCGGGGUCGGGCGCCGCCUCCGAGGCGCUGCUCGUGUCGGAGGGCGUCCUGCCGCCGCUCGUCAGGCUGGCGGAGUCCGGCAGCGCCGUGGGGCGCGAGAAGGCCGCGGCCACGCUGCACCGCCUGUCCGCGUCGCCCGACGUCGCGCGCGCGGUCGUCGGGCACGGCGGCGCCGGCCCGCUCGUCGAGAUCUGCCGGACGGGGGACUCCGUCUCCCAGCCCGCCGCGGCCGGCGCGCUCAGGAACCUCUCGGCGGUGCCGGAGGUGCGCCAGGCACUGGCCGACGAAGGAGUCGUCCGCGUCAUGGUCGGCCUGCUGGACCGCGGCGCCGUGGUGGCGGGCGCCACCAAGGAGCACGCCGCCGAGUGCCUGCAGAACCUCACGUCCGGCAGCGACGGCCUGCGCCGCGCCGUCGUGUCGGAGGGUGGGCUGCGCAGCCUGCUGCUCUACCUGGACGGCCCGGUGCCGAAGGAGCCGGCGGUGGGCGCGCUCCGGAACCUCGUGGGCGCUGUCUCGCCCGACAGCCUCGUGGCGCUCGGCGUGCUUCCUCGGCUGGUCCACGUGCUCAAAAUAGGGUCGGUUGGCGCGCAGCAGGCGGCGGCGGCGGCAGUCUGCCGGAUCUCCAGCUCCGCCGAGAUGAAGCGCGCCGUCGGCGAGCACGGCUGCGUAGCGCCGCUGGUGCGCAUGCUGGAGGCCAAGUCGAACGGCGCGCGCGAGGUGGCCGCGCAGGCGCUGGCGGCCCUGGCGAGCUGCCCUGCCAACGCCCGAGAGAUGAAGAAGGACGACAAAUGCGUGCCCAGCCUGGUGCAGCUGCUGGACCCGAGCCCUGCGAACACGGCUAAGAAGUACGCCAUCGCCUGCCUCCUCACGCUCUCGGGGACCAAACGAUGCAGGAAGGUCAUGGUCUCGCACGGCGCCAUCGGUUACCUGAAGAAGCUCUCCGACAUGGACGUGGCCGGCGCCAAGAAGCUGCACGAGAGGCUGGAGCGCGGCAGUCUACGCAGCAUGUUCAGUAGAUAGUAGCAGCUGUUACUAUUUUAUUGCCUUGCGAAAGUUUCACCUCUACUGUAUAGAAACCAAACUCAGUCUCACACUCUGUAUGAAAUGAAAUGAAAAUGUCUGUUCAGGAACUAAUAAGCCUAGUAAGUGUAUCUUCAACUAGCAAGAUCAGCCGUCCAGAUUUGUGCAACUUGAUUUGUUACGGACGUCAAGAUCACAUCUGGUGAGAGUUUUCCUUCA